This is a messenger RNA of Exophiala viscosa, 900 nucleotides long. RefSeq names its product RTA1 like protein-domain-containing protein. Lineage: Eukaryota; Fungi; Ascomycota; Eurotiomycetes; Chaetothyriales; Herpotrichiellaceae. Gene Ontology annotation, cellular component: membrane. The record is from RefSeq and is a predicted model, not a curated record. Bases 1 to 900 code for a protein of 299 amino acids. The transcript has 3 exons.
AUGUCGUCCGACCCUGAUGAUACCUUCAAGUUCUAUCACUACGAUCCCUCGUUGGCUGCCGCCUGUGUUUUUGCUGUGCUUUUCGGAUCAUCGACCAUAUGGCACGCGUUCUUGAUUGCCAAGUAUAGAACUUGGUAUUUCAUUCCAUGCCUCACAGGUGGUAUUUUCGAGACCGUGGGAUAUGCAGCACGGGCAAUAUCGCAUGGGCAAGCGCCAGAUCCGACUCUCGGUCCCUAUGUCAUUCAGACCCUCCUUCUUCUCGUCGCUCCGGCACUGUUCGCGGCAAGCAUCUACAUGAUACUAGGCCGCAUAAUUGUCAGUGUGGACGGCGAAUCUUACAGCCUGAUCAAAAAGAAGUGGUUGACGAAAAGCUUCGUGGCGGGAGAUGUGCUCUCUUUCUUCAUCCAGCUUGGUGGUAUGCUUGAAUGGUUCCAUGGACAUGCAGGCGGCGGACUGAGGGCAAGCAGCAAACCGUCAACAGCAAAGACAGGGUCCCACAUCGUCUUGACGGGACUCGUCAUUCAGAUCGUCCUUUUUGGCCUUUUCAUCGCCGUCGCGGUGGUUUUCAACCUUCGAUUGCGCGCCAGGCCAAUCAAUACACCCCGUGCCUGUUCUUUACCUUGGGAAAAGUAUCUUCGGAUACUGUACAUUGCCAGCGCGUUCGUCAUGCUUCGAUCAAUUGUGCGCGUGGCAGAAUUUAUUGAGGGCUUCGAGGGGACGAUCAUUCGCCAUGAGCUGUAUCUGUAUAUCUUCGACGCAGUACCUAUGGCAGCAGUGAUGGUUGUGUUCAACGUUUGGUAUCCGUCGUGCUUCUCGAAGCGGGCAAGAAAAGCUAUCAUGGUGGAGCAAAGUGCAGACUCAAGCCUUGAGCUCUCGGAUAUUGAGGGACAAGGAAAGUGA